GAGUUUCAAGUCAGUCGUUGUUCAACACAAGAACAUCAAAAUGAAAUCAUUUGUUGUAUUCGCAAUCGCUGCUGUUUUGGCAAUUGCCAAUUGUGAUGAGAUGUAUUCGUCAAAAUUCGAAAAUAUUGACGUCGACGCCAUCAUAAAGAAUGAAAGGUUGUUACAGAAUCAUUUCAAUUGUCUUUUGGAAGGAAAAGGAUGCACCCCAGAAGCUGAAGAAUUGAAGAAGAAAAUCCCUGAAAUCAUGGAAACCUGUUGUGCAAAAUGCUCAGACAAACACAAGGAAGGAGCAAAGAAGAUGACGCAAAACUUGAUCGAGAAUAAGCCGGAAUAUAUCAAGCAAAUUUUGGACAAAUACGAUCCCGACAGAAAAUAUACACAAAAAUGCAGCGAAAACUUGAAAUCUGGAGGUAUAGAUCUAAGUGGUUUCUAAGGGAGAUACUGUGAUACAUGGACGUCUGGAAUGAUUUUGACUGUUGAAUAAUUUGAUUGAAUUUAGAAUAAAUAAUUGAAGCG
Coccinella septempunctata (seven-spotted ladybird) is the source of this 516-nucleotide messenger RNA. Its product is annotated as ejaculatory bulb-specific protein 3-like. NCBI's taxonomy places the organism in Eukaryota, Metazoa, Arthropoda, Insecta, Coleoptera, Coccinellidae. The record is from RefSeq and is a predicted model, not a curated record. The transcript is spliced from 2 exons. Bases 41 to 433 code for a protein of 130 amino acids.